Magallana angulata is the source of this 2735-nucleotide messenger RNA. Its product is annotated as splicing regulatory glutamine/lysine-rich protein 1-like. The record is from RefSeq and is a predicted model, not a curated record. The coding region runs from base 181 to 1710 and encodes 509 amino acids. NCBI's taxonomy places the organism in Eukaryota, Metazoa, Mollusca, Bivalvia, Ostreida, Ostreidae. The transcript is spliced from 4 exons.
AUACAACGCAUAGCUACAUUAGUGACCACAGCUGGGUUCAAACCAGCGACCUUUGGUUUAUUGAUCAUUGAGCCGUAUGCUCCAUAUCCAACAAAUGGUAUUGUACAUGUAAAUAUGACGAGGAGAGCACGUGUACAAACAACACAUCGAGAAUUUUGAUUAUUAGAAAUAAUAGUACAGAUGGCAGAUUCUAUGAUAACUGAAUCAGCUCAGAGUGACACUGCCGAGCUCCUGUCUGAAAACUUAAGGGCAGCAACUCCCUUAGAUAGUAUGAAUGACAAGGAACAGCAACCACUAGAAAGUUCAGAGAAAAGUUCAAAACCUAAAGAUAUAAAUUCAGCAGAUAAAAGUGAGCUCAUGGAAUCAAGAUAUGCAACUCCCAAGAAAAGUCGAAGUUACAGAAAAACAAAUGUUAAAAAAAAUUCAGAAUCAGAUGAUGAAGGAAUGGAGCAGCAUAACAAAGGUUCUAGCAAAAAGGGAAAAUCCCCAAAUGAUUGGAAGACCAGGACAGAUGGAUCAAAUGAGACUCCAAAAAAACGACUAACGGAAGAUCCAAAUGUCACACCAAGGAAACGUCCAAAAAAUGGAUCAAAGGAAAGUUCAGAAGAAAAAUCAGGGGGACAUUCAAAAGACAGAAAGUCAAGAUCAAGAUCAAGAGACAGAUCAAGAGAAGAUGCAAAAGACACACCAAGGAAACAGCAUAGAAACAGAUCAAAGGAAAGUUCAAAAGAAAAAUCAGAGGAAAAUUCAAAAAACAGAUCAAGGAGAAAGUCAAGAUCAAGAUCAAGAGACAGAUCAAGAGAAGAUUCAAGUGACACACCAUCGAAACAUAAGAGAAACAGAUCAAAGGAAAGUUCAAAAGAAAGAUCAGGGAAGCAUUCAGAUGAAAAAUCAGGAACCCAUUCCAGAGAAAGAAGAGUAAGGUCAAGAGACAAACAUCGCUCUGAGAGUAAAAGUCCAGGGAAAAAGAAAGUAAUCGAAUCUCAUGGAAACAAUAGCUCAGAAAGUACAGCAGUUAAGAAGACAUCACAAACACAAAAAAAUAAAAACAAUAUAACAAAAUUUUUUAAAAGAGUAACUCCACAAAAGAAAGAUGAUGAAAAGAAAACAAGAAUUUCUCCUAUUCUCUUUGAUGAGCCGAAUGAUGCAGAAUAUUCAGAUUCUUUGAGAAAGGAGGAUAGUUUAAAACUUCUGAAGCAAGACUAUAAGUUGGAUAAAAGGGAAAACUUCCAUUUCUUUUUUGGUAAAGAUGAUCCCUUCAGCAACUUCCAUCCUGCUCGAUUUACAGUGAAUGGGGAGACAUACACAUGCAGCGAACAAUUCAUGAUGCAUCAAAAAGCAAUGUUGUUUCAGGAUUGGUUCCAUGCUGCAGAGAUAAUGAAGGCAAAAGUUCCACUGCAAAUGAAGAGAUUGGGGAGGAAAGUCCAGAAUUUUGAUCCUCAUGUUUGGGGUGCAGAAUGUGACAAAAUUAUGAAGAGAGGACUCAAAGCUAAGUUUACAGAAAACGAACACUUGAAGAUGAAGUUGAUCACAACGUUUCCUCGCAUCUUGGUUGAAGCUUCACCCAGAGAUCGACUGUGGGGUAUUGGACUGGGGGGCAAAAACGAGAAAGCUCACUGUCGCCUUACCUGGCGAGGGAAAAACAAAUUGGGUUAUCUUCUAACAUACAUUCGUAACGAGAUCAUGGAAGAGGAGGGGUUAUUUCAUUGACUUGUUAAAAGAGUUGUGUAAUAAUGGUGUACUAAUUUUGUGCUUUUUUUCUAGAUGUUGUUUUUUUUUUGUACUCGAAAAGUAAUUGAUAUUUAUAUAACAUUUACUUAGCAUAUCCUGCUCAUUGAUACUUUUGUAUCAUAGCUAUUGCAUUGUUAAUAGUGCUAUCAUCCAUAAAACAGUGGUACAUAAAUUGUAGUAACAAACAUGUUAUAGAAGUCCACAAUGAUUGUGUGAAUCUUUGACAGGGUCAAUUCAAAUGAUUCCACAAAUAUGUCCAAAAAAACAUUAUAUAUAUAGGUCGACGCUUAAAGGGACUUGGACACGAUUUGAGAUCAAAAAUUUUAUUUUUAUUUUUUUAUGUAUAAAAUGGUUUAUUGGUGCAUUUAAAAUAAUUGACCAAAAUAUUAAAUGUUAAAGUCAAGUUACAAGCGAGAUACAGAGGUAAGAAUUGAUAGUUAUGUAAACAAAGCUCGAGUCUUAUAGUUGUUUACAAAAUAUGUAACGUAAAGAAUUAACAUUUCAUAGACAAAAUGACAUAUAAAAAACUAUUUAAACCAAAUCAAUAUCUUCUAAAAUAUCAACAGAAGAAAGUUACAUUUGAUUGAAAUUUACACCAAAACAACGAAUAUGUAAAAAUGACAAUAUUCAAACUUUGUUUACAAAACAAAGAAUUAUAAAGUCUGUAUCUUGCUUAUAACUUGAUACUUGAGUUUCAAAUUUUGACAUAGCAUUAUAAACUUCUAUAUUUAUCAGUAUAAACAUUGAAAAUGGAAAAAUAAAAUUUUAAGUCAAAUCGUGUCCAAGUCCCUUUAAUAUAGGUCGAAGACCAGGCUUCAGGGGGAAGUAUCAACCUAAUAGAUAUUCCCGAAAUUACGGUAGUCAGUGUUUUAAUGACAGGUGUUGGAAUUUAUAUAAACAUUUCAACUCUCUACAAAAUUAUCAAAUGCUGCUUAUAUUUUUGUAUCAUAAAUUAACUUGUACCAUGAAUAAGAUGAAUUUGAAUAAAUAUAUCAUUCAUAUUA